Molecule: messenger RNA, 813 nt
Organism: Macrosteles quadrilineatus (aster leafhopper)
Lineage: Eukaryota; Metazoa; Arthropoda; Insecta; Hemiptera; Cicadellidae
Exons: 1
Coding region: 1-813 (270 amino acids)
Source: RefSeq, a predicted model, not a curated record
AUGGUCGAUCGCAAUUUAAAUGGAGAAUGGGGCUCCAAAGAAGAGGAGGAAACACCCCGUGCAAUGGACAUUAUAGAUGAGCAGUUACGGCACGACCAACUCCAAGAGAACAUACAUACAGAAGGGGAUCAGGAACCCCCUAUUAGAUUGGAACCUAUAGCAACUACUGAUCAAUUCGACUUGGAAGCACUAGAAAUGCUUUUUGAUGAUGAUGACCUAUUUGAAAUAGAACUUAUGGAAGAUGAGGAAAUAGAAGUAAACUUACCUUUUUUGGUAGACGAAGAAGAGCCAAACUAUUUGGAUCUUUCAGAAGAAGAAGAAGAACUACAGCAAUCCUCUGAACAACAAGUGGUUCACCAAACUCACGAAGAACCAGAGAUGGCAGUGAUGGAGCGCCCUGAUGUAAUCCCUGAUAAUCAAGUGCUCGAGGAAGCUCGUGCAGAGCCAGUAAUGGAGCAACCUCCAGAAGAUCUAGAUCAAAACCCAGACGACCAAGAGCCAGUUGGAGAAAUUCAAGAACAAGAGGUUGACCAAAUUGAUCAAGAACGGGAGGUUGACCAAAUUGAUCAAGAACGGGAGGUUGACCAAAUUGAUCAAGAACGGGAGGUUGACCAAAUUGAUCAAGAACGGGAGGUUGACCAAAUUGAUCAAGAACGGGAGGUUGACCAAAUUGAUCAAGAACGGGAGGUUGACCAAAUUGAUCAAGAACGGGAGGUUGACCAAAUUGAUCAAGAACGGGAGGUUGACCAAAUUGAUCAAGAACGAGAGGUUGAGGGCUCUAUUACGAAUUCACCGCGCCCCCCUGGACAGUAA